Microbotryum saponariae is the source of this 2836-nucleotide messenger RNA. NCBI's taxonomy places the organism in Eukaryota, Fungi, Basidiomycota, Microbotryomycetes, Microbotryales, Microbotryaceae. The record is from the annotation of a GenBank genome assembly.
AUGUCGCCAACAUUUUCUCAGCCAGUCAGCCACACCUGGCCCCCACAUCUCUUUCUCAAGAUCGACACUGGCUAGCCCGCUCGUCCUCACUUUUGCUUCCUUUUCUCCUCACAGGACGUCUCCAUUCGUAUAUCCCAACUUGCCUCGGCCGUAACGGAAUCGCGACGUGCGCACGCGACGGCCCUACACAUCUACCGAGUCUCACUCAAGGACGUGCUCGCGCGCGAACAGGCGCUGAAGACCGUCGUGCGAGAUCGAGAAAUCCUCGUUGGCAAGUUGAUGAAGUUGGGCAACAAGAAGCCCAACGACUCGGCGUUGCAUAGUCACCAGGCCAAGCUGGACGAUGCGCAGAGGGAGUUGACCGCGUGCGAGAGUGAGUCCGCGAGAUUUUGGGCUCACCUGGCCGACGUGAACGGGUUGACUGAUCGUUUAUUCUUGCUCUGGCAGCCUAUCUUCAGGACGAGGAGAUUGCACUUAGUCAUGCCAAGCGUCAGACCUUCCGAGUGGCUUUGGCAGAGCGAAUGGUCAGCCUGGGCGAACUCGGGCGAGUGAUGGAUGAGAGUGCACACGAGAGCCACGGCCUCCUGGUUGCGUUGGGGCAGGACGGAGAAGGCGACGCACCUCGUGAGUUGUGGCAGAAGAUGGCAACCUGGACCUCCAGCCCUGGAGCUGACGCCUCGUGACGGUUCAUUGUGGCUUCACAGACUUUAGUCGGUUCGAGAACCGUGACGACGUAUCCAUUGCCAGCGACUCUAUAACCCCUUCUCAUUCGGCGUCACAGGCCAUGUCUCGAUCGUCGUCCUCAUCAUCUCUCGAGGAUCAGAUCGUCGAACAAGGCAUGCUUCGCCCCUCGAGUCGAGCCCACGCAAAUGCGAGCACCGCAGUGGAGAGGGCGGCUUCGCCGCAUCGCGCCAAGUCGCCCACGUUUGCACUUGGACCCAUCGCUAGUGGUGCUCCUCCGGAUCGACUCGUCUCCAGGCAACCGACCGUUCGCGCAUCCGCGCCACCGACACCUCGUCCCAUCCUUGGACCGGUCCCUACCGCUCCCCGACCGGUCUCGGCCUACCUCGCUGAACAGGCCGCUGCGGCUACGGCUUUGCCAACUUUCGAGAUCCCGAAAGCUCCGACGAACGUUGCGACUCGCCGCCCGACUGACGAUUCGUCUGACGAGGAGGAGACGCAUGGUUUCGUCGCUCACCAGAACGGUCUGGCCCGUACACAACGCUCGGCUCACUACCCUAACGAUAUGCCGACUUCGACGUCGUACGUGGCGAAUCGAUUGCAGCGACAUGCGCCGCCAAGCGAUACGAGUUCGCUUGUCGGUGGUUCCAAAGUCAGCAAGCGUCGUGGAUCCAUUUUUGGAGGGCUCGCAGCGCUGUUCAAGAAGAAGGAGCGCCGCGUCGACGAUUUGGCGGCGAGGUCCGCCGUCAUGGGUAGCAAUUCGUGGGACACGCGCAUCGAUCGCAACGUCUUUGUCGCGCCGAAGGGGGCGAGCAGUGGGCGAGCGGCAUCGGUUGCGCCGAGUCGUCUCCGCCCAGGCAACGACUCUUCCGACGACGAACCGACGCAGAGGAAUUUGGUGCGCGUCGUCAACGAUCCCAAGAUGCGUGCCAAGGCCAUGAGCGAUCUCGGUCGCUCCAGGGCGGCGAGUCUGCAUACUGUGACGACCACAACAGUCAAGAAGAAGAAGACGACCAAACGCGCCAGCAAGGCCGCAAGUGAUUUCGGCACGGUCUCGCCCUCAACGAUGCCCAUCAACUACCCGAACCAGUCCUUCCUCGCUCGACCUGUUCCCACCGUGAUAAGUCCUCCAGCUGAGGAGACACCUAUCAAGAAGAAGAAGAAGAAGAAGGCGUCGUCGGGUGAAGGGGCCGCUACGAUCGUGCUUUCCGCAGAGAAACUCGGCAUCCCCACCAAUGCAGAAUCCUCAACGGCGACGCGACCGAGCAAGCUGUCGAGGAGCAACACUGUGAUGUCCAAUGCGACGGUCGCGACGGCGACGACUCGUACGGUCAAGAAGAAGAAGAAGAAGGUCGUAGAAGAAGGCGCCCCUGCUGUUCCCGCGGUUCCUUCGACUGCGAAGAUUCAACCUGUGCCCACGGCGACCGACCUCGCGGCUUCGUUACCGUCUGCUCGUGGUACCGUGUACGACACUCUUACCUCGCCCUUGCCUCUGCCGAAUGGGACGCCGUCUCCUCGCCCCAGCUCACCGGCUCCGGUCGAUGCGGCACCAAAGGCGAACAAGAUUCCCAGAGGGCUAGCCGAGGCCGGGAAACGCACCAAGAAGGAAUCGGCUUUGCACGGCAACGGAACCUGGGUUAGCCACCCGAGCACCGCGACGGUCUUGCCGAAGAAGGCUGGUCACGCAGGAGAGAGCCAGGAAAGCAUGAUGAGCGUCGUUGAUCGUGCCGAGGCCGAAGCUGUUGCUGAGCCUUCGCGCAAAUAUGGCUCGGCGACGGCAACGACGAUGCAACGCGACGUGUCGAGUUCGGGGACGCCGGGCGCACUUGCCAAGAGGAAGUCGGUGCGAUUGACCGAGGAUCAGCCUUCGCCGUCGGCACACCAGGCCAUGUCCUCGCCUGCUUCUUCCAUCCGAUCAGGUCAAGGAGCCGCGCCACGCCAUGGCAUUCUCCUCAACAGCAACCCUCCAAACGGGCAUGCGCAAGGCGGGUCGGAUGUUGGCGCCUCAAGCACGUGGAGCACUCGAGUUCCUCCUUCGCGAACGGUCGAUGACAGUUCUGACGAGGACGAAGAUGCGGUCGCUUACAAAAAGGCCCGCAAGGCCUUCUCGAAAGCCCUCAAAGAUAAGGGCAAGGGCAAGGCCGUGGAACAGUGA